Molecule: messenger RNA, 2347 nt
Organism: Vollenhovia emeryi
Lineage: Eukaryota; Metazoa; Arthropoda; Insecta; Hymenoptera; Formicidae
Product: nucleoredoxin-like
Exons: 7
Coding region: 416-1876 (486 amino acids)
Source: RefSeq, a predicted model, not a curated record
GGAUGAGCGUAGUUUUUGGGCCGUUAAAGUGAAAUGACCCCUUAAACACGUUAAAAGAGUCGAGCGCAAACGCCAGGUAACUCCAAAAUGGAUGUACAAAGCACAUUUCGUGGCUCGACGCUGUCGAAGCGCGCCGGGGUGGCCGGCUUCGGAUGCGCGUUUCCGACUGCUCCGCGGAGCGGAAGCUGGCACGGUGUCACCGCGCGCGCAAAUCGGCGCGAUACAAAUUCAGUCUGCGUCUGCCUCCGUCCGCGUGUCGGUGGUGUCGUCGUCGGUCAACGGACACGCGGUGUGCGCGGCGUCUGGCGGCGUCCAACCCCUCCACCGUCAAAGGGCUCCUCGGUCGGCGCGCGUCGCGCGUCGCCGGCUCUCUCGAGUCUCGAGCGCAUCCGGACACUAGUCCAGUCGCAGAGCGAUGGCCGAACGGUGCGCAGGCGAACAGGUAUCCGCGCCGGCGUGUGCCGCGAGGAAGGCGCCGCCGGCGACCGGCAAGCCACUGUGCUGGCAGCACCGGCUGUUCGGCAAGCAGCUCGCGCGUUGCGGCCACGCGACUAAUGACACGAUGAAGUCGAUCGACGCGACGGCGACGCUCGUCCACGAGGACGGCCGGCCGGCCUGCGAGAUCGUCGGCAUGUACUUCAGCUUCGUGAAUCCUGGCGCGACCUGCGACGACUUCACCCGCCAGCUAGUCGACCUUUACGCGAGUGUCAACGGCGCCGGCGGUGACAACAGGAAGAGAUUCGAGGUGGUGCACGUGGUACACUGGAGCAACAUGACCGACGUGCUCGACUACGACGAGAGCUUCCGCGCCCACGUAGCCGAUCUACCCUGGCUCGCCGUGCCGAACCACGACUACGAGAGAAAGACCAGACUGACUCGAAGGUACCGAAUAAAGGUGGGUGUGCCGACGUUGAUUUUAUUGGAGGCGUCCAACGGGUCAAUCGUGACAAGAGAAGGUGUCGAGCGAACUAUCGCUGAUCCCACCGGCGCGGAAUUCCCUUGGAGACCGCUGCAUCCGAAGGCCGCCUUCGAGGAUGGACCUCUCCUACCGUGCGGCGCCCGCGGCAGCAACGAGCCUAUGUUGCACGAGGAGCUUCGCCACUGCUUCAAGGGAGUUUACUUCAGCGCACACUGGUGUCCGCCUUGUAAAGCAUUUACCCCGCAACUCGUGGAUACGUAUCAACGGAUCCGGGAGAGAGGCCACGAUUUCGAAGUAAUUUUCGUGAGCUCGGAUAGGAGCGAGGAAUCUUACAAUGCGUACACUGAAACAAUGCCUUGGUUGAGGAUACCGUUUAAUCAAGAAGAAAGACGUCGAAAAUUGGCAAAAGCUUUCGACGUACAGGCAAUACCCACUCUCGUUAUUCUGGAUCCUCGCGACAACAUAAUCACCUUAGAUGGACGCGCCGAAUUGAUUGAUGAUCCAGAGGGACUGAAUUUUCCCUGGAGCCUUAGGCUAGUGAAUAUUCUAACAGAAAAGUAUGCUGCAUCGUUACACGAUGCUCCAGGCAUUAUCUUGUUUGUCGACGCGGAAGAUUCUGAGAUUCAAUUUGCGGAAAGUGUACUACUGCCAGCUGCACAAAUGUAUAGAAGGGAUCAACCCGAUUAUGAUCCCAAUUACGAUGAUCCUGAUGAUUCUUUGCAGUUCUACAUAGCUUUGGAUUGUGAAACAUCGGAUAUUCUUCGUGAAUAUAUUGGCUUGGACGAUGCAGUACCUCUUUUAACUGCCAUCGAUAUUCCACGGGAAGUUUAUGUCGUAAUGGAGGACGGUGCUAAGAUUACCGUGGACUCUGUACAACAGUUCGUCGAUGAAUUUCUCAAUAACAAAUUGCCGACAAAUCAAAUAGCAUCAAAAUCAACCGAACGCAUGCCGGCCUAAAAAUAUCAUAUACAAUGUUAAUUAAAUACAAAAUUUAUACUUGUCAAAUUUUAUAAGAGUUAUUCAGAUAAAGAAACGUCCCUUUCUUUCUUUUACACUCUUGUCUCUGUGAUAUCGUCGUUCUUUAUGUAGAGAGAAAUUCGCGUGUACGUUGUAUCUCUUCUUAUAUUAAUUCAUCGCGGGUGUAACAACAAAAUAUGUGUUAUCCCACUAUCAAAACUAAGACCCGGUUUCACCAACGUCGCUUUAAUUUUAAUUGUACAAUUAGCUCAACUCAUUCUUUGUCUGUUUCCGAGGGAACAGCUAAAAAGAGAAAAGGAGCGAGUUAAACACUAGGAGCAAAAUUAAUUAGCAACUUUGGUGAAACCAAGCCCAAGUCGAUCAAAUUGUAUUUUCAAGUGUACGUAAACGCACACGAAUACGUUAAUACAUUAUAAAUUACUAAAUAAAUAUCAGAUAAACGCACUGAAA